Molecule: messenger RNA, 1323 nt
Organism: Ochlerotatus camptorhynchus
Lineage: Eukaryota; Metazoa; Arthropoda; Insecta; Diptera; Culicidae
Exons: 2
Coding region: 37-1323 (428 amino acids)
Source: RefSeq, a predicted model, not a curated record
GAAGCUGCAGCACAAAGAUAUCGUCGUAAAUUGGAAAUGUGCUACGGUAUCGACCCGUCAACAGUACAAACGACACCGCAAGAAGUGCCAUUAAUGAUGACAUUCGCCAACAUCUACCAGUUUCUAGUUUUGGAUCCCAACCCGUUUACUGGUGAACCAAAAGAUUGUGGAAAAGGAAUGGAUGCGAUUUUUUAUUAUAAAAACGGAUGGGUCAAGAGUGUUUCUGGACGAAGAGUGCAAGAUAUAUAUGUGGUGCACGGAGUUGUUCGGCAUUCGUUCGCGCUUAACGAAAAGCCUCUUAAUCCUUGGAUUUUGAUUGAUGAGCAUGGCAAGAUCCUUGCAGCACAUUGCAACUGCGCUAUCGGGCUUCUAGAAGCAUGCAGUCACAAAGGAGCUACCUUAUUUGCCCUUGAAGGAAUUCGAACAUCCGUCCUCGAAAAAAAGUUGUCGGUAACAGAUUUGCCGGCAUACUGGAGAAAACCUCCGGCAAGUAUCAGCGACAACUUAUAUAAAAAGGUGCGUGAUAUUGAUUUUGGCAGGCGCAUACAAAAAAACCUUUUGUCUAUCAAUCCGUUAAGUUGUUACGAAUCCAGAUGUCGAGACCUCUUAAGCGUGCUCCAGGCGGAUGGCUUGAAUGUUACUGCUGCUAGCCUAUACUGCGGUGAAAUUAAUAUGGACUAUUGCUGUGCAAAUUGCUCGUAUGCGACAAAUUUGAGAGAACAGCUGGAUGACUACAACCUUCAGUUACUCCAUGACCCGUUAAACAUGCAAUCGAUUGCUGAAUUGAGAGAACGUGCAUUCGAGUACAUCCAAAACCUUCCGAGUGAUCCGGCAAUGUUGAAACGAAUCGACGACUUAACUGCUGAACAAAGUGACUCCAAGUGGUGGAAUGUAUUCAGGAGUGGACGUAUCACAGCAUCCAAUUUAAAAGACGUGUGUAGCACUCAGUUGGCUCGACCAUCCGUAUCUCUGAUUAAGAGACUGUGUUAUCCUAGUGAGAUAACGUUCUCUACAGCAGCGACCAAAUAUGGCAAGAAACAUGAGGAGAGAGCUGUUGAUCAGCUGUUUCACGCAGUUCAACAUUUGCACCAAAAUUUGCGGAAAAUAAAAUCAGGGCUGGUGAUUUAUGAAGAGCAUCCGUUCAUGGGAGCAUCACCGGAUGCAACCUUUCUUUGUGAUUGUCACGGCAUAAUAACAGUUGAGGUGAAGUGUCCCUUUUCAGCUCGAAAUCGUUCAGAUAUGGUUGCGACCUUACAACAGCUCCAGGACUUCUUCAUUGAACGGAAUGACACUGGCCAGAUCCUGCUAAAAACUAAACAUUAA